AUGAAGCAAAUGAGGCCUUUCAACUGGGACGACAUUUCAGCAGUUAUUUCUUGGUUGCUGCUAGGCAAUACCUUAUGGAUUUUUAUUGGUACAACAAGCUUUAUAAGUUUCAGUCUAUGGGCAGCCAAUUCGUUGCAGUUUGAAGAUUGGUUUACGAACAAGAUGGGAACAUUGUUGACAAAUAGUUCACAAGCAAUUAUAACAUUCGAAUCUGCUACUCCGAAUUGGAAAGACGGAAAAAUACGGCUCUCAAACGUACAUGUUGUUUCUAUGCCUCGCUCCGAGCAACGUAAAUUUCAACUGUAUCAACAAGAAAAAGAGCCCACUAUUAUACAAGGUGAUUUGCUCGCCAAUAUUGAGCUUGAUGAAGAUGAAAAGACUCCUGCGGCUUUGAAACGUCUCGUAAGAGUACCCUGGUUUGAUCUGACUGUGGAUACAAUUGAAGUAGAAGUUAGUCUGUUACGUCUGUUGGAAGGGAAAGGUAUCAUCAAAAGUGCAGAUGUGAGAGGAGUACGCGGAAUCAUUGAUAAUAGACGUUCAGGAUGGAACAAGCAUUCGAAUUGGGAUGCAGAAGCUGUUCGUAAAAGUCAUAUACCCGGUGAUUUCGAAAUAGAUCGGUUGAGCUUGGAAGAUCUAUCCGUUAUUGUGUUUAUGCCAAAAGGCUUCCGACCUUUUCCUCUAUCUGUUAUCUACGCCCAUCUCAGUCGGUUGAGGAAGCAAUGGCUACUUUACGACUUUCUAUGUGCUGAUUCAAUUAUCGGAUCGAUAGAUUCUAGCCUUUUCAGUAUACAUACUCCAUUGACGGAAAAAAGCGUUUUUGAAUUUUCUGAUCUAGAAAGCAACAAAGACAAUACACCCAGUCUAGCUAUGUAUUAUCCUUUCAAUAACAAAAAGGUGAACCCUGCAGGUGUUUUGGUUGGAGGAGAAAAUCAAGCGUUCGGGCUUUUACUGGAUGAUGGUAUGAAUAACAAGGGAUACAGGCGAAAAUCGAGAUUACGAAUAGAAAGCGUUAGCGUUGACCAUAUUCAUCGAUUCGGAGAUGGCCCACCGCAAUGGAUAACUUCUGGUACAGUCGAUUUUUGUGCAGAUAUCUAUAUACCCAACGAUCAGAAUAUUAGCAGGAAGCAUCCAAGCUUUGUGCAGAUAUUUUUUGAAUUUGCUCGAAAAAGUUUACCCAAGAGUGUAAUUAUAGGCAUUGGAAGAAAUCAAAAGCAUUAUAUUAUAGGCGAAAGUCGUGUGAGAGAUAAUGACAAAGAGGGAGAUGAGAAAACUAUCGAAGAACACAAAAUUGGAAAGGAGAAAAAUGUUGUUUUAGAUAUAGAUGUACGGUUUAAGGAUGUCAAAGGAGUUGUGCCUUUGAAGAUACCAGACAUAAGCUAUGUGAAUAGUGCAAUGGUCCGUCCUUUGAUUGCAUAUAUCAAUCGAAACAAAACCAUUGUUCCCAUCAAAGGGCGAAUCGUUAUUGAUCUGGAUAAUUUUAAUGGCGCGUAUACUGUAUAUGAUUCCACAUUAGCAGAGCGUUUAAACAAAGCUGUGACCAAAGGUUUUCUCGAUUUGGUUCAUGAUCAACAGGAAAGAAACAAAAGAAUGAAGCAGAUCGGUUUUUGGAGUUUUAGGGAACUAUUUCGAAAUAUUCAAAAUUUUCAUGAUUGCCUAUAUGGAACUGCGAGAGGUUUUUGGAAUUACCUCGGCCGAUAA
Molecule: messenger RNA, 1698 nt
Organism: Mycotypha africana
Lineage: Eukaryota; Fungi; Mucoromycota; Mucoromycetes; Mucorales; Mycotyphaceae
Product: mitochondrial distribution and morphology protein family 31/32
Exons: 2
Coding region: 1-1698 (565 amino acids)
Biological process (GO): mitochondrion inheritance
Cellular component (GO): mitochondrial inner membrane
Source: RefSeq, a predicted model, not a curated record